Molecule: messenger RNA, 1961 nt
Organism: Andrographis paniculata
Lineage: Eukaryota; Viridiplantae; Streptophyta; Magnoliopsida; Lamiales; Acanthaceae
Product: low affinity inorganic phosphate transporter 4-like
Exons: 1
Coding region: 214-1830 (538 amino acids)
Biological process (GO): transmembrane transport
Cellular component (GO): membrane
Molecular function (GO): transmembrane transporter activity
Source: RefSeq, a predicted model, not a curated record
CCUUGUUUUCCACUAUGCAAAUGGAUAUUCUGAAGCACAUUAUAUCCAAUUCUUGUUUCCAACUUCGAUCUCACCGAUUUACAUCAAUCAGAUGCAUAUGGUUAUCUUCCUUCUCCUUUCAGUCCACCAUUUCAAGACAACCGCUGUCUAUAAAUGUUACACCAGAGGAGAGGAACAAUCAAUAGUAGUAUAUAGCUAGCGAGCAGCCCUGCCAUGGCCUCCCACAGCAUCUCGGUGCUCAACGCCCUCGACAACGCCCGCACACAGUGGUACCACGUCACCGCCAUCGUCAUUGCCGGAAUGGGAUUCUUCACCGACGCCUACGACCUCUUCUGCAUCUCCACAGUCUCCAAGCUCUUGGGCCGCAUCUACUACUUCAACCCCACCUCCAACAAGCCCGGGAAGCUCCCGCACAGCGUCAACAACUGGGUCAUCGGCGUCGCCCUCGUCGGGACCCUUACCGGCCAGCUCGUGUUCGGCUACCUCGGCGACAAGCUAGGCCGCAAGAAGGUCUACGGGAUCACCCUGGUUCUCAUGGCCAUCUGCGCCACCUGCUCCGGCCUCUCCUUCGGACACACUGCCAAGUCUGUAAUAAGGACUCUCUGCUUCUUCAGAUUCUGGCUCGGCUUCGGCAUUGGCGGAGACUACCCUCUCUCCGCCACCAUCAUGUCCGAAUACGCCAACAAGAAGACCCGCGGAGCGUUCAUUGCCGCUGUCUUCGCGAUGCAGGGAGUUGGGAUUGUCUUCGCAGGCCUCGUGUCGAUGAUCCUUUCUAAAAUCUACCUCAGCAACUACGGGGGGCUGCCGUACAAGAAGGAGCGCGUGUUCUCGACAGAGCCGGAGGCCGACCAGGUGUGGCGAAUCGUGCUGAUGCUCGGCGCCCUGCCGGCGAUCCUCACGUUCUACUGGCGGAUGAAGAUGCCGGAGACCGGGCGGUACACGGCCCUGAUCGAGGGCAAUGCAAAGCAGGCGGCGUCAGACAUGGGGAGGGUGCUGGACAUCGACAUCCAGGCGGACCAGGAGAGGGUGGCGCAGUUCCACGCGGCCAACGAGUACAGGCUGAUGUCGAGCGAGUUCUUCCGGCGGCACGGGCGGCACCUGAUCGGCACGAUGACGACGUGGUUCCUGCUGGACAUCGCGUUCUACAGCCAGAACCUGACGCAGAAGGACAUCUUCCCGACGAUGGGGCUGACCAGCAAGGCGGAGGACGUGAGCGCGCUGAGGGAGAUGUUCGAGACGUCACGUGCCAUGUUCGUGAUCGCGCUGCUGGGGACGUUCCCGGGCUACUGGUUCACCGUGGCCUUCAUCGAGAAGAUCGGGCGUUACUACAUACAGCUGGUGGGCUUCUUCAUGAUGUCGGUCUUCAUGCUCAUCAUCGGAGUUAAGUACGACUACCUCAAGAACCAGGACCACAAAUGGACCUUCGCCGCCCUCUACGGGCUCACCUUCUUCUUCGCCAACUUCGGGCCCAACAGCACCACCUUCGUGCUGCCCGCUGAGCUCUUCCCGACCAGGGUUCGGUCGACGUGCCACGCCUGGAGCGCCGCCUCGGGGAAGGCCGGGGCGAUGGUCGGAGCUUUCGGGAUACAGAACUACACCCAGGACGGAAACGUGCAUAAGAUCAAGCAGGCCAUGAUCUUCCUCUCCUUCACCAACAUGGUCGGAUUCCUCUGCACAUUUCUGCUCACCGAAACCAAGGGCCGGUCGCUGGAGGAGAUUUCCGGCGAGGACGGCGGCGGCUACCCCGAGACACAGAUGACCGGGAAGAAUCCAGAUCAUAGCCGGGCCGAGCACAAUUGGGAAGACGACGAUUCCAGGGCUUAUGGGUAAAAUUAAUUAUUAUAUAUAUAUAUAUAUUAGAAAUGAAAUAAAAGGGGGUAGCUGAUUGAUUGAAUAAGAACUGAUCUGGGUAAUGGAUUAAAUCAUUUUCUUGAUCCUCCCCACCAGCUAUGUAGUUGUCU